This is a messenger RNA of Urocitellus parryii (Arctic ground squirrel), 3901 nucleotides long. Lineage: Eukaryota; Metazoa; Chordata; Mammalia; Rodentia; Sciuridae. The record is from RefSeq and is a predicted model, not a curated record.
UCCUAUGGGCACACCAGCUCAGCUGCGUGAUAGUGCUCGGGACGCACUCCCUCCCCAAGCCCCCAAAGCCAGGAGGCCAUCCUGCUAUCAGGGAGGGUGCGUGGUGUGUGUCACUGAGCCCUUCUCUCAGGGCUUCUUGGAGCUCUACUCACACCAAAAAGGGAGCAAGGAGAGUGAGGACCAGCGAAUCCAAUAACUUCCAAGGGGAUAAGGGCAUCGCCUCCUUUCUUGAAGGACACUCCCUUCUGAUGGUGAUGGGAACUCCCUUCCUCCUACAGCGGCCUGCCUGCAGUACAGUGUGAAUGCUGCAGCAGCAACCAGGCCCCCAGAAAGACAGCGCCCCAGAGCCCAGGCAAAGAGUCCUGAAGGUGUCACCAGCAGCUGCCACUGAGCCAUGGCUGAAGGGGAAAUCACAACCUUCACAGCCCUGACCGAGAAGUUCAAUCUGCCUCCAGGGAACUACAAGAAGCCCAAACUGCUCUACUGUAGCAACGGAGGCCACUUCUUGAGGAUCCUUCCUGAUGGCACAGUGGAUGGGACAAGAGACAGGAGUGACCAACACAUUCAGCUGCAGCUCAGUGCGGAAAGCGUGGGGGAGGUGUAUAUAAAGAGUACCGAGACCGGCCAGUACUUGGCCAUGGACACCGACGGGCUUUUAUAUGGCUCAACCCCAAAUGAGGAAUGCUUAUUCCUGGAAAGGCUGGAGGAAAACCAUUACAACACGUACACAUCCAAGAAGCAUGCGGAGAAGAAUUGGUUUGUUGGCCUCAAGAAGAACGGAAGCUGCAAGCGCGGUCCCCGGACUCACUAUGGCCAGAAAGCGAUCUUGUUUCUCCCACUGCCUGUCUCCUCUGAUUAGAGAAAUCUGUUCUGGGUGCUGACCACUCCAGAAGAGCCUUGAGGGGUCCUCACCUGAUUGACCCYCAAAUGUCCCCUUGAUCAUGGCUGCACUAACCCCCAGCCCACGGAGCCUGAAUUUGUAAGCAAUGCGCUUCUAUAUGCCAGUUCCCUUUUUUUCAGAGCCCUUUACCCUAGCUCAGUUUGGAACAGAGGGACCAAAUUGCUUCCAGGGGUGGCUGGCUGGCCAGUCUGAGUCCAGGUUUGGAGGUUCAGUUGCCGCAGGGCACCUGUGGUAGGCUGAGCCUCUCAGUGCAAGGUGGGGCCAAAUGAAGUGUGUUCCGGGGUUUGCCAAGUGGCCGUAGGUAACUGCAGAGCAUUUCCUGCUGCUGAAUAAACCCCAGCUGCCGGUCCCCCAAACAUCUGGCCCAACCUGCCUCUUUUCCUUUCGGUAGCUCACAAAUAUUAGCAGAGAAGCAGAUCGUGAGGUUUAGAGGAAGGCCAUGAUCCGUAAUAGAAGCAGGGACAGAGAAGUCCUCCCUUGAGCACAGAAGGGAUUUAAAUUGGAAAGAGGGGAUGCACUUGGGACAUCAGAGAAGGAUGGAAUUUUUCAAUGCAGGAUAAAUGAAGGAGGGGAGGCUCAGCCACAGGAAGGAACAAACCCAUAGCCUUAGGAAUCAAUACGUGCCCAAGAAGCCUCUGAGGUCAGGAGGAGCAUGGGAAGUGGCUUCUUCAUAAAAGCAAGGACAUCAAUGCUGGGAAGUUCAUCUGGGUCUUGGUAGUGUGUUGGGAGUGAGGAGAAAGGAAGGGUGUCACUGGCUAAGGGGAUGCUGCACUCUGAGAAGGACGAUUUUAGAAGACAGGAAGAAAGAGAAAGUGACACCAGGACUUGUGCUUGGCCACCAGUAAGCAGGGCUUUGGAGUCCGCAUGCAGUGCUUCCCCACUCUGAUGUGCUUAGGGGUCAACUGGGAGCUGCUUUGAAGUAGUUUCUGGUUGGGUGGGGCUGGGAGCUUCUACAUUGCCAAGAGGCUCCCAGGUCCUGCAGAUGCUGCUGCCUUUCCCCAGUGCACUUGAAGGAGCAGAUCAGAAAAAAAAAAAAAAAAAUGUCAUUAAAAUAAAGGUGGCUCGAAGCCCUGACCCUCACCCACCUCUGCCUCACCUCGAAACAUGCACUCCCCCCACACCCUUCCCUGAACAUUCAGGCAACAUUGACGAUAGUUAGGCCUGUAUCAAGGAAGGAUUUUAAAGACCCAAUGUUGGCAAUAUGCCCAUUUAGAAGAUAUACAAAAGCCUACAAGAAAGUGUUAAACCCUCACACACAGCUUGCCCCAAGAGACCAUUUCUGUUACCCUUCCUUGUAUAAAUAUGCUUCCUGCUUAAAGUGAACUUGGCCCAAGUGGCUAGCAUAUUAGUAACACCAUUCAUCUCUGACAUAGGAUACCGAUGCUGAGGCCUUUAAUAAGCCAUUUAAAUUUACUGUGAGACUGUACGUUUUAAUCACAUUCUGAAAUAUAUAGCUGGAAGGCAGUUAAACUGAUUAGCAUUCAGCCUUUGAGAAUGGUAAUAAUAGGAUACGAUAUAUAAGGUACUCAGUUAACUAACACUUCACCAUGUUUACUCAUGAGAUUUUUUUCUUUGUCUUCCACUGUGCUGUCCCACAUUUUCUCUUGAAAAUGGGGACUCUUAACCAAUGAGAUGAUCGUUGUAUAUAAAAAACGGAUGAGAGUGUUAGCUCACGUUUUACAACGAAUCGCAGUAAUUUUUAACUGAAGCAUCAUUUCUCACUCAUUGAACUGUCAUACUUAGGAUGAAAGAAGAACGACAAUUUGAAAGUUCAAUGUGAGAGCGCAUCUGAGGAACUAAGUUGGCAUUAUGGUUAAUAAUAGUGAUCUGCUUUUGUACAGAAAAAUGAUUUCACAACUUUUUGUUUUUAUAACUUGGAUGAUUCUAUUUUAUUUUAGUCAAUCUUUGCAGGCAAGUUGGGGAUAAUGCAUUGUGGCUUAACAUCUCUUUUGUAUGAAGAUUUGGCCAGUAAAAGGCAUCCAGAGAGGAAAUCUAAGAUAUUUAUGAUGUUCCAUAUUUUUAUUGUGUGAAUCAAAUUCAAGUAUAACACUGGCCAAGAAAAACAAAAUACCGUUGCUAACAGACGAGAUGGAAGUUGGUGAUUCCAGAGACCCAAAGCAUUGAAGUAGAUUGUGACUUAACAAUCAGCCCAGGCAUCAUUUGCAUAUUUGCUCAAUGGAGACCCUGUGCCUGUGUGCCAGGCACUGUACUGGGAACUGGGGUCCCUGGGGACUUUGUCUGUCUGGUUUGCUGCUGUAUCCUCUCCCAGGGCAUUAUAUUUAUGAUGAGAGAUGCUGUGGAUUCAUUUCUUUCAAUCAAGUGAAAAACAUAGACUUUGCAUGUUACUGCUGAGUAAAUAGCAAGUCCCAGAAACCCAGGAUUUGGAAGAAUUGGCUCCUCCCAACAUAAGACAAAUCCCUAACAGAGUGACAGACAGCAUAGCAAAGUGAAUCUAACAUUUUUAACUGUAGACCUGCGUCUGCUUCAGGGGGACUGCUUGCAAAUUAGGAAGAGAGCCGGUGAGCUCUUGGCAGAAGGGAGUGGUGAGCAGUUCCCUGUGUGGUUUUGAGYGGGCGAACAUUUCCAUUGUGCCCUCUCUUCCUUCCGUGAUUCUUGCCACCAUCUGCCCAUCCUGUGCCUCUCCCGUGCAUCCAUGUUCAGAAUGACUGUCACAAAGGGUCCAACAAUCUAUUGUCAGGACCACAGAGGCUUCAGCAGGUUGGCAGUGAGGUGUGGGUGGAGGUGGCUCUCAUCUCCUCCAGUGGCCAACAGGGUGGAUAUACAAGAACCAGAUGGGUGUACCAGCUGCCACUGCAGAGGAGGCCCUUACUUUGUGCUGGAGGCAACAGAGCCCAGGUCCAUAGCCUGGCAGAGUGUGCUACCUAAAACAGCCAGGCCCACGGCUGCAGAGCAGGUCAAUGAGGACACCACCUGUCAUUUCGCAUCACUCUCUGUCUCUCUCUCUCUCUCUUUUUAUGGUAUUACAGUUAUGCCUUACAA